AUGUUGGUUCUUCAUCAUGCACCAUCUCCUGUAAUCCAUGAGGAAUUAGAUAGAUCGUUUGAUUACAUUGAUGUCUCGACAUCUUAUAUUCUCUCAUGGAAUGUCAACCAGGAUAUAGAUAUUGAAUGGAAUCUUAGCUCAGUUACUCCAAAUAUGAUGGAUUGGAUAGGCAUUUUCGAUCAGGAUACUUCUGCUCAGAUUUCCUUCUUAGAUAGUCGACAAAUCGGACUUGGCCUCUCUGGCUCUCUUAAAUGGUCUCCAAAUAUAGAAGUCUUAAACCACAGUAGCUUCUACUUUGCUUACAUCAACGGUUUAUCCGGUGUGGCUAUUACGCGCUCUGCGCCUGUCUCUGUUACGGGCCAAGGCCUCUUCUACGUUAAAAAUUUGAGUAUUCAUGGAGAAUCGAGAGAAAUCACAGAAGUUAAAUUCACUAUCGAUUAUCAUUCACAUAAGUGCUCUGUUAUAGAAAACGGAAACUUGAGGGAAUUCCAUCCUUUUUCGUUGCCAAUAGGAAAGAUUCCUUCAAAGCCUCUAAUCAUAGAAAUUGGAAAAACUCAACUUACAAUUCCAUUGCGAGACAUUACCACGCUUACCAGAAAUCUCAAUAUUUCUAUUCCAACUGGCCAUCAAAGCAGCUUCACUGUUGUUUUGGAAGUGGAAGUAAUGCCUUUUCUGCGAAGUCCUAAUUCAACCGCUGUCAGUCCUUCCAUCUCUGGGAGCUCCAUGAGCCAAGCCAGUACAUCCAGCUCCACAAGUAAUGAUAUCGUAAUAACGAGAGAAUCACCUGUCUUACCCAAUGGAUGGGAAGCCUGUAAAGAUGAGAAUGGGAGAAUUUUUUAUAUUGACCAUAAAACUAAGCGUACGACUUGGCGUCAUCCCACACUGCCAUCAACAGCGAAUUUAAACCCAGAGUCGAAGAGAUACUCUAUGGCACGGAGAACAAUUGGGCUUUCACCCCCACCUUUUUGUUCCUCUUCUGCCCAAUUAUUCCUCCAACGGGAUGACUUUAUUAGUUUACUACAUGAACAUCCUGUAGCAUUGGCCAUGUACAAUUCCUCACCUCUUCUGAAGCAUAUGAUACAUAGAAUACGAAAGUGUGGAGAUGUUUGCGAAAAGUUUGAAGGACAAAAAGAUUUCGUUCAAUUCGUGAAUCAUUUCGCUGAUACCACUCAACCGUUGCCACCUCACUGGCAAGCCUCUGGCAAAUCACCAACAACCUUGCUAGAUCCCCGUUUACCCACGACAUCGGCCAGUUCAGAUAGGCGACGCGGAAAAUCAGCACCUCCAAUUCGAAGGCAUCAGCUUGAUAACAAUGGAAACAUGUUGGAUAUCGUGAACAGAACGAAAGAAAUUGCUAGUGUGGUUGAAAAGCGAAUGCCUGAAUUGGCACCUAAGAUAAGGAAAAAGCUAAGGCUGAUAGAGAGACUCGGCCAUUUGGCUUUGAGUAGAAUGGCAAAUGAUGUUGAUUUGAUAAUGGCAAUUAGUAUUCUGGAAGCGGACGAUCCCGUCACGACAAGUGAAAUGGAAGAGAAGCUUAAUCAUUUCUAUACUUCACUACAUCGAAGUGGUUAUGGUAAAGGUCCCCAGAAAGUGAGAUUGAGAUUCAGUCGUCAGAAUCUAUUAAAGGAUGCAUUCGAACAAAUUCUAAAUAUUGAUUCGACCCUUCUGAAGAAAGCUCGCCUGUCUAUCACUUUUGAUGAUGAGGACGGAUUAGAUUAUGGAGGGCCAUCAAGGGAACUGUUUUUCCUUUUAUCUCGGGAGCUAUUUAACCCAUACUAUGGGUUAUUUGAGUAUGGAUCUGUUGAUCAUUACACUGUUCAAAUUAGUCCGAAUUCAAUGCUAGUUGAUAACGAUACGCAAUGGUUUGAACUAGCGGGUAGGGUAUUGGGGCUCGCUUUGCUUCAUAGAUGUCUUAUCGAUACGUUCUUCUCAUCAACUUUUUACAAAAUGCUUCUAGAAGUUCCAGUGACAUUACAAGAUAUGGAGCAUGUUGAUAAGGAGUUCUAUAGAAGUCUUCUAUGGAUACGUUCAAAUGCUGUUGAUGAAUCGUUAGAGCUAACGUUCACAUCAACGGAUAUUGUAAACAACAAAGUUGUUGAGCAUGAACUGCUACCUAAUGGGAAUGAGCUCAAAGUAAAUGACAGUAAUAAGGAAGAAUUUAUCUCUCUCAUGAUAAAGUGGAGGUUAGAAAGGGGAAUAGAAAGACAGAGCAAAGCUCUCCUACGAGGAUUACAUCAGAUUAUUGAUCGUGAUUUUCUACAUGUGUUUACACCUGACCUUCUUGAACUAGUCUUAUCUGGUACUGUGGAAAUAAACUUGGAUGACUGGCGUGCAAACACGGAAUACAGGGGAGGGUAUUACGACGAUCAUGUAGUAAUAGAGUGGUUCUGGUGUACGGUUGAGCAGAUGACAAAUGCUGAGAGACUUAAACUACUUCAGUUCGUAACCGGAACGUCGAGUGUCCCAUUCGAAGGUUUUUCCAUGCUAAGAGGAAGCAAUGGAUUGAAGAGAUUUACGAUAGAGAAAUGGGGAGAUGAGCUAAGUCUACCAAGAGCUCACACAUGCUUCAAUCGUCUGGACUUGCCUAGUUACCCUACCCGCCAUAUUAUGCGAAGCAAGCUGUACAUGGCAAUCAAUGAAGGAAUCAAUUAUGCAAUAGAGUGA
Molecule: messenger RNA, 2664 nt
Organism: Auanema sp. JU1783
Lineage: Eukaryota; Metazoa; Nematoda; Chromadorea; Rhabditida; Rhabditidae
Source: the annotation of a GenBank genome assembly